Leishmania mexicana MHOM/GT/2001/U1103 is the source of this 3174-nucleotide messenger RNA. RefSeq lists its product as hypothetical. The record is from RefSeq and is a predicted model, not a curated record. The transcript has a single exon. The coding region runs from base 1 to 3174 and encodes 1057 amino acids. NCBI's taxonomy places the organism in Eukaryota, Euglenozoa, Kinetoplastea, Trypanosomatida, Trypanosomatidae.
AUGUCUUCUGCCGCCGCGGCACAGCUGCAGCGCCUGCUAGACGGGUACGUCUCUGCGAGCCUCGAUGGUCAUGAGAGGAAGCUUCUUCCAAACGGAAACAGCGCGUAUGCCAGGAGCUCGCAUACAUUGGCUCUUGACGCAGCAGAUGUGAUGAGCUGCCUGCCGUUUUUUGCGUCGGUGCUCGGUGCUGCUCACAGCAGCGCCACAUCGCGAAGGGUAGUGCGACUAGCUCCUUCGCAAGCAUUCAUGGCAACGACCGGUCCCGUUACGCGGCCGACGGUCGAAGAGGCAAGGGCUAGCGACGCUUUAUCAUCGUUUAUUCUCUACCUUGGCGAUGUGGUGGAGCGGCACCUGGAUGCAUUCAUGUUGGCUGUCUCCGUUGGGCCCCCGUUCUCUACCCUGCACUUCGCAGUCGAGCUGCGACACGGCAACGCCUCUGACGGGAGGAGCAAUAAGGAGAGCAGCUGGCAUGAUUGCAGCGUGAGCGAACGCGGUCACCGCGGCGGGGGUGGUCCGUAUGUGAACUUCGUCGCCUGGGUGGCGUUGGAGGUGUAUCGUCUCUUGGCGCGAGGUGCCGAGUCUCGUCAGCGUGAGCGGCGCGCUGCCGGUGGUGCCACGUCCGCGGAUGCCGGGGCCCGCACAGACGCGUAUAUACGGUGGGAGCGUGAGAUCGGGGAGCGUGUGUCUGCUGCCGUGGCUGCCGUGCAGCAGCUCGGGACGAAGCGCACUAACUGUAGCGAUGUGAGCUGGCAAGAUAUGCUGCGGACUAUUUCUUCUGCACCCGAUGCACACCUGGACGACGUCUUCGCCACUCACCCACACUUUUUCUACCUGUUCAUGUGCACUGAACUUCUCCCGGACCUUCAGUGGCGCUUGCGCAGGUGCGGCGAGCCGCCUCUGGUGAGGCUGCGUGAGGCGCUGCGGAGUACUGCGGCGGUUGCACACACGGACGACCAGCAUCCAACUUAUCAAACGGUAUCCUUGUCGACGGCAUUUUGGGCAGACACUGUACUGCUUCUGUGCGGCGAAUCAACUGCAGCUGCCAGUCGUAUCGGCGCGGAGACGGCAAUGUGCAACGAAAGCGGUUCCACUCCUACUGCUACUACCCCUGCGCAAACGUCAGUCUUCGUGGCAGCGGCGGUGGCGUCGUCGCUGGCAGCACCCCUCUUGAGGCCUGCGUGCCACUGGAUCGAUCGAAUCGCCUCCUUUACUUCAGCGGCGCCACACUCACAAGGGUAUCCCGUAGUGACUGAGGAGCAGAGUCGUGCCCAGGCAGUCAUGCACAUACUGGACGUGUGUAUGCGUUCUUUGCAGCUGGUUCCGUUGCCCAUGUAUGACGGUUGCGAUGCGGAUAUGCCGCUCAGCCUUGGCAGCUGCGAAAUGGCAGGGAGCUGGCUGAUACCGUCAACGUCGUCGCCGCUGCAUGUCCGACCCAUGCCGUUGUUCGGGCUGCAGAGACAACGGCGCGCUGUGGUGCUGCCGGGGUUGUCGAUUGCCGCCACCCGCAUCCGCUCGCUGGCUGCGGCGUAUUCGGGGAAGGCGAGCAUAGUCGACGCUGCUGCGCCGGACGUGUCAGCUCCCGCUGGCACAUGUGUGUGGUCGCCGGCGGGUUCAUUGGCACAGGUGCUGUGGGCAGAGACGCAGCUGAGUUCCUCAGCUGUGUCGCCAUGCUGCGACGACACCAAUGCACCUUUCACAUCUGUCAGCGCAGUGCCGAACUCGAGGUUGUACCCGGUGGAGUUGCUGUUGCUGUUCGAGGACAUGCCGUCUGACGCGGAGACGUUGGCCCGUUUGCGGGCCGCGCUGGAUGUCGAGGCACGCGAGGGAUGGGUCGUUCUGGCGGUCCAAGCCUCGGUGCCGAAAGCUGCGCAGCAGUGUAUAGAGUCUACUUGGGGCACAGACGUGCGCCCUGUCCUCCUCCUCAGCGCUGUCGGUCGAUGGGGGCUUCAGCAGUUGGCGUUGCGCUUCAAUGUGCAACCUAACACGUCCGCCACCGACUUGCGUUGUCUGCGCGGGGUGCGACGCGGUCUCUGUAGCGAUAGCGGUGCCGAUCAGCCUCAGGAGCGUCGAGGCUGCGGUGUUGCUGCGCUCCCGCUUCGUGGUCAGCAGUACGCGCCAUCGUCCUCCCUGUCAGCAAACGACGGUGCGCAACACCAGCAGCGUGGAAAGGGCUAUUCACGACACGCGCGCUAUGCAGCGGCCUUUGUCGAGGAGCGGGAGCACUACCUGUUCGUGGUCGGAGAGCGCACCGAUGCAUUAGAGCCCAGCAUUUGUAAUGCUUCCGCAGCGAUGGAGUCGGAGCGCACCACUGGCUCGGUAGCCGAUUGCGCUGCGGCCGUCUCUCAAGCGCGGUCAGCCGCCUUGCAGCUGCAGUCCUCGCCGCCAACACUGUUCCCACCCACCAUAUCCAUGCACUUUCGCGACGACUCGGGGGAGUCAAGCAGCAGCGAGUCGAGCGACUCCCGCUCCUUCAGCAGUGGAUCCACCUUCUCUGACACAACGACAGCGGCAGCCAUGGCGGCAGGCGGGUCUGACGAACGGGUGAUGCGGGCGUGGUAUGGCGACCCAGCAGUGCCGCCGAUACCCUUCGUUGUGGCGAGUGUCCUGGUUGGGGCGGCCACCAGGGGAGCGCAGCAGGAGUUGGUGUACGACAUCGGCUACCACUGGCGCCUUCUGCUGCAUCAGCUAGUUCUACCUGAGCCGCUUUGCGGCCGGGUGCCCACGAGCGGCAAGCGAGGGGCAACAGCCAUGGCGAUCCGUAAGUUGGACUCCUUGCUGCAGUCACCUCUGCCAAACGAAUGCGCCUCUGCAUCCCUUGCUGGGGUACCUACGGCGUACACCCCAGAGCAGCUGCGUGUGCUAGGCGCCCUGAGGGACGCCCUCUUGUCUUACGAGCUUCUUUCUCUGCAGCAUGGGCCGGAGGGGCGCACGCUGGAUGAGUCGUGGCAAGUGCUGCAGGGUUACACAGAACCCCCCACAAGUCCGUGCGAGGGGUGCACAAAGGCACCGGCCGAGUCGUGGCUCGCUGUCCAAAGUGCGUAUUUGGCAGUGGCCGAUUGCCUGGAUGAGCUCUGCCUCACUGUCGUCCUUGGCGGCGGCAAUGAUGCAUCCGCGAACAACGGCGCGUCUCAGGACAGCGCCACACGCGGCCUCUACUUCUUCCCUGUGAUCUGA